AUGUUGAGAAAAAUAUUAAAAAGGAAUCGGCUGAAACAGAACCUGCUUGGCAGAACGCCGGCAAAAAAGUUGGCCUCCAAAUCUGGCGUAUUGAGAAAUUUCAGAUUUCUUAAUCAUUAUUUGCCUCCUUCCUGUCACCUUUUUCCACCUCUCCCAUUCUUGUCUACUUUAUUCCCCCAGCUUCUCUCAUUCCUGUUCUCUUUACUCCUCCUUCUCUCUUUCUUGUUUUUAUUCACCCUCUCUUUCUUGUCCUCUUUAUUCUCCUCCUCUCUCUUUCUUGUCCUCUUUAUUCUCCUCCUCUCUCUUUCUUGUCCUCUUUAUUCUCCUCCUCUCUCUUUCUUGUCCUCUUUAUUCUCCUCCUCUCUCUUUCUUGUCCUCUUUAUUCUCCUCCUCUCUCUUUCUUGUCCCCUUUAUUCUCUCUCUUUCUUGUCCCCUUUAUUCUCUCUUUCUUGUCCCCUUUAUUCUCCUUCUCUCUCUUUCUUGUCCUCUUUUCUCCCCCUCUCCUCUCCUCUUUUUCUCUCGUCCUCCUUUUCUCUUCUCUCCCUUUCUCUUCUCUCUCUCGUGUUCUCUAUAUUUUCUUUCCUCUCUCUUCCUUCUGCCUCUCUCCUUAUUGCUUUCUUCCCCUACCCUGCAACUCUCCUUCUAGCCUUCAUAUUAUAA
This is a messenger RNA of Acanthosepion pharaonis, 660 nucleotides long. The record is from the annotation of a GenBank genome assembly. Lineage: Eukaryota; Metazoa; Mollusca; Cephalopoda; Sepiida; Sepiidae.